Molecule: messenger RNA, 522 nt
Organism: Balaenoptera ricei (Rice's whale)
Lineage: Eukaryota; Metazoa; Chordata; Mammalia; Artiodactyla; Balaenopteridae
Gene: TIMM8B
Product: translocase of inner mitochondrial membrane 8 homolog B
Exons: 2
Coding region: 40-291 (83 amino acids)
Source: RefSeq, a predicted model, not a curated record
CACACGGCUCGUCGGAAGGUCCCGAGUUCGACGCAGGCAAUGGCGGAGCUUGGUGAGGCGGAUGAAGCGGAGUUGCAGCGCCUGGUGGCGGCCGAACAGCAGAAGGCGCAGUUCACUGCACAGGUGCAUCACUUCAUGGAGUUAUGUUGGGAUAAAUGUGUGGAGAAGCCAGGGAAUCGCCUAGACUCUCGCACUGAAAACUGUCUCUCUAGCUGUGUGGACCGCUUCAUUGACACUACUCUUGCUAUCACCAGUCGGUUUGCCCAGAUUGUACAGAAAGGAGGGCAGUAGGCCAUCCCAUGGGAGAAUGACUGAAGAAGCAAAGGACUUAUUAUUAAGCAGGUUGAAGGGCCAGCAGGGGAAGGUUGUCAACCCAUUGUCAGGUUAACUUCAGGCUAUUACCAAGCCUGUUGGUGCUAAAAAGUAAGAGAUCAAAUGUUCAAAAAGUGAAAUUUAUUUAUUGGGAAUUCAGAAAUUCCAUCUUGUAUCACAAUAAUUAUUCAAUAAAUGUGAAUUCUCCAA